UUAUUCCAAUCUGAGUUCUAUUGUGCGGCGCAAUCUAAAUUUUAACACGAAGAUCAGAGGUAGCAAGGACUGUUGUCUGUGGUUAGCAAAUACCCUUGCCGGUGGCGCAUGGCGAUUGUAAAUACUGCCAGCAAAAAGCACUAUGGUUGAUGGAACCUUGAGUUGGACAGAUUUUCUUAGCGAGGCCAGAGAGUUUUUGCACUUGUCGGAACAGUUGGGUGAUGGGUGGACGCUAUGUGAAAAGGAUGGGAAUGAACCCAACACUUUUCUCAGCUGUAAGCGGAAAGUAAGAAGCAAAGAUAAUGGAACACUCUCCACGCUAAUCAGUGUGGAAUAUCACGUGGUAUUUAGUGUGUCGUACCAGGUGCCCAUGUUGUUUUUUCAAGCGCACAGAUCAGACGGCAGCCUGCUGGAUGUCGAUGCAACGUGGCGCGCAUUUAUGCCAGAAGCGAGAGAGCGCAGUGAUUUAUUCCAGAUGCUGACGCAGAUGGAUCAUCCAGUUUUGUUUCGCCCCUUCAUGGCUUUGCAUCCUUGCCGCACCUCCGAUGUUUUGGCCCAAUUCGGCAAAAAGAGCGAAAACCGCAUACUUACGUUUAUAAGUGUUUAUGGGCCGCAUGUGCAAUUGAAUUUGCAAAAUGCCUACGGAAAUGCAAUAAAGUGCAAAUAAAAAACA
This is a messenger RNA of Scaptodrosophila lebanonensis, 673 nucleotides long. RefSeq names its product ubiquitin-like-conjugating enzyme ATG10 (gene Atg10). Gene Ontology annotation, molecular function: Atg12 transferase activity. Gene Ontology annotation, cellular component: intracellular anatomical structure. The coding region runs from base 143 to 667 and encodes 174 amino acids. The record is from RefSeq and is a predicted model, not a curated record. Gene Ontology annotation, biological process: protein modification by small protein conjugation; macroautophagy; protein lipidation. The transcript has 4 exons. NCBI's taxonomy places the organism in Eukaryota, Metazoa, Arthropoda, Insecta, Diptera, Drosophilidae.